Parasteatoda tepidariorum (common house spider) is the source of this 1496-nucleotide messenger RNA. RefSeq lists its product as uncharacterized. NCBI's taxonomy places the organism in Eukaryota, Metazoa, Arthropoda, Arachnida, Araneae, Theridiidae. The record is from RefSeq and is a predicted model, not a curated record.
GCAUCUCUCCCCUUUAUUUACGUCACUGCGAGACAAUUGUGUGUUACUUUCCCUGCUUGUUCUCAAGACUAUCGUAGGUAAAAACAUGGGGCUGUAUCUGUUAUUAAUUUUCUCCUUUCAACUCCUGUUAACUCCAGUUAUAAUUUCAACUCCUGUAAUAAAAGAAAAUGAUAGUGAGCAACACCAAAUUCCAGACAAAGAGGUUAAGGAACUUGAAAAUCUUCGAACUGAAAACCAGAAACCUAACGAGAUGCCUUCUGUAAUUCAACAAGAUGAAGCGGCUGUUCAGCCUACACAAUCUCAAAAAUCAGAUAACAGCAGAAGCGCCAUUUUUCGACAUCGUGGAAUAACGCAAGCCAAGAAAAAUAAAUAUUGGAAUGAGAAAAUUCCACAAGUAAAUGGUGCAGGAAUUCAGUAUUCACCGGCAGAUCUUGCAGAAUAUGUUUUUAACACAGGCGAUGAAGAAGGAGUUGCAGUUGCAGUUGAGGAAUUAGUACGAGAAGGAAUGAUGGGAAGAACGGAUGCUAUCAACUACUUGCAAGAUGUCAAACAAAUAUUAAGUGACAUGAGAAAAAAAAUCACAAAACAAUUAUUCCUCAACUCUCUACAAGAAAUAAAAAGAGAAGUCACCACCGCACAUCCUGCUGUCAUAGCUUCGACUUCCGAACCAAAACAACCUACUGUUGUGAGUACUACAGUAAAAACGGAAGAAGAUUUCAAAAGACCAUCUUAUGGUUUCACCUUGGAUGUUAUAUACAAGCUUGCUAAGGACAUGUUUACCCAAAGCAUUUUAAGAGAUGAUCCCACUGCGGAGGAAACUUUAUCUGGACUUGUUACAUUUUUGGAGAAUGAAGUUGGAAAUAAAAGAAUUUCUCCUGCCAUGAAGGAGAAAGUGUUAGAAAUUGUAUCAGCCGCUCUUGUGGACAGCCUUAGAGAAUAUCAGGAAAAUCAACCAUUUGACCACACUGGAGAUGUCCCUAUGUACCAUAACCGAGGAAUAAAAGGUCCAGAAAAGAAUAAGCCUAAAUCCAGUUAAUAUGUUUCAAGAAUAACACGCUUAGUAGUUGCACAACCUUCAACAUUUUCCAAAAAAAGAUAGGGUCUUCCAUAGUAAAAAUCACAUUUAUUUUACAAAUAUCCAGGAAAGAUAUCACAAAGUUGCAAUUCAAAUUGUAUAUAAUGAAGCCUAUUUUAUUGGAACAGAGAAGGACUUUAGAUAAUUUAUUUCUUACUAAAUAAGCAGAAUUAUUGAAGUGAUUAACAAUUUUCAUAGAUUCAUAUAACAAUUUUUUUUAUUAACUUCACUGCUUUGCUUUAGUAACUUUUAAUUUUAUGAAUUCGUGUGUCAUAAUUUAAUGCAUAAAUUAUAUUUAAAUGUACAUAAUUAAUGUAGUUCUAUUCGCUUGCCAUUGAUUGUGAUUGAUCACUGAAAUAUAGCAGUUUCAAAAUGUAAUCAUUAAAGUUUUAUGUAGACAAUAAAUUAUUAUUUAACAUUA